Molecule: messenger RNA, 1161 nt
Organism: Melozone crissalis (California towhee)
Lineage: Eukaryota; Metazoa; Chordata; Aves; Passeriformes; Passerellidae
Product: collagen alpha-1(III) chain-like
Exons: 3
Coding region: 205-1161 (318 amino acids)
Source: RefSeq, a predicted model, not a curated record
CACCAACCCGAAACAGCUCCUUUCAGACGCUCUGGAUUUGUAAAAAUUCAGAGAAAUCACAAAAACACACACACACACACAAAAAAAAAAAAAAACCACAAAAACACAAACUUGCGUUUUGGGACACACCGAGUCUUCCAGGCACACAGCAGGGAGGUGUCCCCGAUUUUGGGGGUCCCAGGGCUGGCGGUGGCCGCGGGGACGAUGCCCGGGGGAGGGGACGCUCCCCGUGGUGUCCCCAGCGCCACCCGCGUGUCCCCCGGGCGGGGGCGGCCCGGCUGGCCGGGAGGGGAGGGCUCGGUGCUCCCAAAAGCCGAGCGAGGCCCCCAGGAAGGCAUUAACAAAACUCUUCUGGUGCUAAGAGGGGAGGACAGGGAGCUCCGUCCUGACCCUCAACAUCUCCGAACCUUUCCGACCUUGCCAGGGAAAAGGGCCCGGAGCUCCCCCGGGGUGUCCCCAGGAUGUCCCCUGUCCUGUGUCAGGGUACCGGGACCUCCCCGGGAUGUCCCCUACCCUGUUUCGGGCACCGGGAUGUCCUCAGGUUGUCCCUGUCCUGUGUCGGGGCACCGGGCUGUCCCCAGGAGGGUCCCCGGUGCCAUCUCCUUGUCCCCGAGCCCUCACCCCCAUGGCGACCCGCGCCGUUCUUUCCCCAUCCCCGGCUGCCACCCCGCUGUCCCAGCCGGGAACGGGGAAGGGCCCGGUGGGCGACGAGCCGGGAAAAAGUAUCCCGGGAAAAACAAAAACAAGCCGGGAAUGGCGGGCUCGGUGAGCCCGGCACGUCCCGGCCCCUCCCCUGCGCCACCGCGGUGCCACCGCGCCCGCCCGGUGUCCCCUGCCCAGCUCAGGUCCCGCCCUCGGCCGUGUCCCCGCAGCCCCCGCCGCGCCCUCCUCCGCACAUCCCGGGGCGCUCCCGGCCCCUCCGCAUCCCGCCGGGAAUGUCGCACGCGGGAAUGUCGCACGGUCGAAUGUCGCAUGCGGGAAUGUCGCGUGCGGGAAUGUCGCGUGCCGGAAUGUCGCACGGCGGAAUGUGGCAUGGCGGGCGGAGCACGUCCCGGUGCCGUGGAGCCGCUGUGGGAUUGGGAAUUCCCGGGAAUUCCUGUGCCUGACCCUUCCCGGGGCCGCUCCCCUGGGGGAUCCCGGUGGGGACGCGCCCGUGGCUGA